AUGAUUCGGGCAGGCGCCGCAAGAGCGCUGUAUGCAGCCACAAGGACACAGGUUUCCCGACAGUUACCUGCUUUCCGAUCUCGAAUCUCUACCUCCCUGCUACAGUCAUCACGAGUUACUCCCUCCUUCGUUAUUCCAAGCAUACGAUACUACUCAGCGCCUGCCGGCCUGUCGAAAGAGGAGGUGCAAGGAAGGAUAAUGGAUCUCUUGAAGAACUUUGACAAAGUGCGCAUCUACAUCUUGUUGUGCGGCACGGCACACUUUCAGAAUGAUCUUGGGUUGGACAGCUUGGAUACCGUCGAGGUCGUGAUGGCCAUUGAAGAAGAGUUCAGCAUUGAGAUUCCGGACAAGGAGGCUGAUGCGAUUCACAGUGUCGACCAAGCAAUCACUUACAUUUGCGCCCAACCUGACGCACACUGA
Messenger RNA from Cladophialophora psammophila CBS 110553, 420 nucleotides. RefSeq names its product NADH dehydrogenase (ubiquinone) 1 alpha/beta subcomplex 1. The transcript has 3 exons. Bases 1 to 420 code for a protein of 139 amino acids. Gene Ontology annotation, biological process: fatty acid biosynthetic process. Gene Ontology annotation, cellular component: mitochondrion. NCBI's taxonomy places the organism in Eukaryota, Fungi, Ascomycota, Eurotiomycetes, Chaetothyriales, Herpotrichiellaceae. The record is from RefSeq and is a predicted model, not a curated record. Gene Ontology annotation, molecular function: acyl carrier activity; acyl binding.